ACAAACCCUUCUUAUCCUAUCGUCGCGCGCGCCUGCCUCUCCCACACACUCCACAGCGCCCGCGCAGGCUCGCUGCAAGCGCAAAGCAGCCACAGCACCCCCUGCACCUGCAGACUGCAACCGCAAUGUCGGCUCUCGGGACGCUCUCCGGCGGCGCUGCCGGUGUCUCCGGCCUCCUCCGCCUCCGCCGCCGGGCCGCCCCAGCCCCCGCGAUCGCGGCGCCGUCGCACCUCCCCGCUGGGACCGUCAAGUGCGCGGCCGCCGUGCCCGAUGCCGCCCCGAUCGUCUGGGGCCGUCAGCUCCGCCCGGCGCUCCUCCUACCCGCGGCGCUGCUCCCUUCGUUGCAGCCCGCCAGGAGGCACACGCUGCAGCCGCCCGCCGCAGCCGCCGAGUCCGCAGGGGAGGCCAAGUCUGUGGGUUUCCUGGAGAAGUACCCGGCCCUGGUCACCGGCUUCUUCUUCUUCAUGUGGUACUUCCUCAACGUCAUAUUCAACAUCCUCAACAAGAAGAUCUACAACUACUUCCCAUACCCAUACUUUGUGUCCUUGAUCCAUCUAGUAGUGGGUGUCGUAUACUGCCUCAUCAGCUGGAGUGUCGGUCUCCCCAAGCGAGCGCCUAUCAAUGGCACGCUCCUCAAGCUUCUCUUUCCAGUCGCCCUGUGCCAUGGUAUUGGUCACAUCACUAGCAAUGUGUCCUUCGCUGCUGUUGCAGUCUCAUUUGCUCACACUAUCAAAGCUCUGGAGCCCUUCUUCAGCGCAGCGGCUACUCAGUUUAUCCUUGGACAGCAAGUUCCCUUCUCUCUGUGGCUUUCUCUUGCCCCUGUGGUCAUUGGUGUUUCAAUGGCAUCCCUUACUGAGCUUUCAUUCAACUGGACUGGCUUCAUCAAUGCCAUGAUAUCAAACAUCUCAUUCACUUACAGGAGCAUUUAUUCCAAGAAAGCUAUGACUGACAUGGAUAGCACCAACGUGUAUGCUUACAUCUCAAUAAUCGCUCUAAUUGUUUGCAUUCCACCUGCAUUGAUCUUUGAAGGGCCCAAGCUAAUGCAGCAUGGAUUUAGUGAUGCCAUUGCAAAAGUAGGUUUGACAAAGUUUGUCAGUGACCUAUUCUUGGUUGGACUGUUCUACCAUCUGUAUAACCAGAUUGCUACAAACACCUUGGAGCGAGUGGCUCCUCUGACACAUGCUGUCGGCAAUGUGUUGAAACGUGUUUUUGUCAUCGGUUUCUCAAUCAUUGUUUUUGGCAACAAAAUUAGCACACAAACUGGAAUUGGCACGUCCAUUGCCAUAGCUGGUGUUGCUAUGUACUCUUACAUUAAGGCUAAGAUUGAAGAGGAGAAAAGGAAAAAGAGCGCAUGACUGCUGUGAAUAAUAUUAUCGGGACCUUCCUCGGACACAACAUCGUCGACAAUCACGACCUACUUCUAUACCUUGUUUUGUUUUCAUCUUGAGUCAGUCGGUCCAUUGUUUGUUCCCAGUCUGGUGAUUAAAAGUCUGCAAAUUCUGUUUGUGGAAUUGGCAGCGAUACAAAUUUGGCUUCUUUAAGUAAAUCCGGUUGGCGGUACACAGCGGUAUUAAUUCACCUGUAACUGAAUGGAAUACCGUAAUGCAAAGGGCACAACACUCUGCCUGACUAAAAUAAAAUGGUGAAGGUUCACCCUUGUUGUGGUUGCU
This is a messenger RNA of Zea mays, 1670 nucleotides long. Its product is annotated as Triose phosphate/phosphate translocator TPT chloroplastic. Bases 126 to 1355 code for a protein of 409 amino acids. Gene Ontology annotation, cellular component: membrane. The record is from RefSeq and is marked validated. Lineage: Eukaryota; Viridiplantae; Streptophyta; Magnoliopsida; Poales; Poaceae. The transcript is spliced from 12 exons. Gene Ontology annotation, molecular function: transmembrane transporter activity. Gene Ontology annotation, biological process: transmembrane transport.